Molecule: messenger RNA, 1611 nt
Organism: Clarias gariepinus (North African catfish)
Lineage: Eukaryota; Metazoa; Chordata; Actinopteri; Siluriformes; Clariidae
Gene: bcl2l12
Product: BCL2 like 12
Exons: 8
Coding region: 352-1461 (369 amino acids)
Biological process (GO): regulation of apoptotic process
Source: RefSeq, a predicted model, not a curated record
UCCACACACACACACACACACACACACAGAGGGACAGACAUACCGUGUGAAUGGGUUUAUAAGUUACAUGGAUUAACAUCACUAUUCCACAUUUAACACUCACUGUGGAUUCACUCUUCAGUCGUGUAACUUACAGCGAGGGAUUUGGGGUAAAACAGCUGCUUUAAACCCUAACGGAUUACCUCAGACUUACCUCAGAGUAGCGGUUCGGAGGGACAUCCGUAGCCUGCGCGAGGUUCUUUAGCAGUUACGCACCGAAACCGGCGUAUCUUCCUCUGUGAAUCCGCCGGGACCGACAGCGCUGAAUGGCCGCCUCUUGUUCGUGGUGACGCUGGAAACUUUACCUCAGGGAUGUCAUUUGAGGCGAAUGGUCCGCCAUCUCCCACUUUGUCGCUCUUCGAGGUGGAAGAAGAGACGCGUUUGGUGUUAAAGAGUUUCCUCCGUCAUGCUCUCUCCAUCGCUCCUGGAGAUCGGCCAGGGAGAAUCGGGGGGGAGUACCACGACUCCAAUAAGUUCAGUGUAUUGCAGAAGGAGAAGAGAGAGAAGCAGAGGAAGGAUGAUACUGGAUGGGACUCUCUGGAUGAGAAGAUCAGUGCUGCGGAAGAAAAGAAACACGGCAUCAAAAACCUGAUAAAGAGGCGUUUGAGGCCACGCCCCUCCCCCGCACGCCCCUCCCAGAAGGAUGCAGGCACUGACCAAUCACAGAACAGCUCCGUGUCCAGCCAGGGCGACCUGCCUUCUCCAGCAAGGAGACCUGAAGCUCUGGGUUCAGGAGGGAACGCUGAGGAUGAUAAAUCCUCUGCAUCGGACGAGGAUGGCGAACGGAAGACGAGCGAAAAAAAGAAAAAGAAGAACAAAUUGAAGCUGGCGGAGCUUUUUAAAAAAAAAAGUUUCAAGAAAGAAGACUCGCGUCCGCAGCGGCCCGCAUCACUUCCUCUGAAAGAGAGGAGGGCGUCGACAAAGCCCCCGCUGUCCCCGACACACCGACCUGAGUUCUACGAUGGCGUGGCCAAGAAGUUGGACCAAAUCGCUCAGAAAAGCGUGAGGAGGAAAUCCCCAGUUAAACCCGAGCCUGUCCCGCUCACAGAAAACAAUAAAGAAGCCAUCGUGCAGCAGCUCGUCCAGUUACUGACAGCGGAGGGAGACGCCAUUAACGAGAAGAUCCAGGCAAAUCCCAUGCUGCGGAACUCGCUGAACCGGAUGUCCUACACGUCCUUCGCCAAGCUGCUUGACUCCUGUGCCAACGAGGCUGUAGACCCGCCCCUUCCUGUGUCUGAGAGCCCCACCCUGCGGCGUGUAGCCAUUACCAUGGAGAUGACCAGGCGGGUCGUCACGGCGACAGGGGCGACGCAGCGUGUGGAGGGGUUUGCUGAGCGCUACAUGGAGACCUUCACUCCCUGGGUGAAGAGUCAGGGAGGAUGGGAAAGCAUUGUGCAGAAAGAGGUGCAGGAGUGUGACUAACUGCGCAGUGAAGAUUCUUCUGUACCUGUGUGUGUGUGUGUGUGUGUGAGACCUGUGAAUAUAUGCUGACACAUUUUUUAUCUCUUGUAUACACUCCCAUCUAUUUAUGUUUUUAAAGUGGGAUGAUUGUUUUUAAUGUGGUGGGAUUUU